Messenger RNA from Medioppia subpectinata, 378 nucleotides. NCBI's taxonomy places the organism in Eukaryota, Metazoa, Arthropoda, Arachnida, Sarcoptiformes, Oppiidae. The record is from the annotation of a GenBank genome assembly.
AUAAGAGGAGCGGUCGAGUGGCACAGCGUUUCAUUUGUUCGUCUCGAGCCCUACGCUUAGGUUCACCACUAGUUGUCUGCCAUUCGUUUGGAUACAGAGACAGAGAGAGAGAGACAGCGAUUGAGUGCACCGGCGCUGACGAUCACCGCAAACAUCCCAUAAACGAGAAGACUGACGAUGACUACCACACCAUUCCUCGGGUGUAAAAUCUCGUUGAUCUCCAAGAGUGAGAUCAGGUAUGAGGGGAUACUCUACACGAUUGAUCCCAAGGAGUCGACAAUCGCGUUGUCUAAAGUGCGCUCUUAUGGCACUGAAGACAGACCGGCCGAACGCCAGGUGCCGCCCCGGGACGACAUCUUCGAGUAUAUCAUCUUCAGG